Asterias rubens (European starfish) is the source of this 1587-nucleotide messenger RNA. Its product is annotated as transcription elongation factor, mitochondrial-like. Gene Ontology annotation, molecular function: DNA polymerase processivity factor activity. Lineage: Eukaryota; Metazoa; Echinodermata; Asteroidea; Forcipulatida; Asteriidae. Gene Ontology annotation, biological process: mitochondrial transcription; transcription elongation by mitochondrial RNA polymerase. The coding region runs from base 35 to 1099 and encodes 354 amino acids. Gene Ontology annotation, cellular component: mitochondrial nucleoid. The record is from RefSeq and is a predicted model, not a curated record. The transcript is spliced from 4 exons.
UAGAGUAAACAAUAAAAAUUGGUUUUGUUGGCUCAUGCUUGAAUUUGCUUUUUCUUUUUUUGCAAUGUUUUAUCGACGUACCGACAUCUUGAUACAGGUAUUGGGCACCAGGUGGUUGCGACAGUUUUGUCAGCAAGCUGGUCAACGUGAACCAGCAGUGUCUUUAAGUAGUUGUGCUGUACGCCCCGAGAUAAAAUCCACAGAAACGAACAAUACCAGCAAUAACCAUAUCGAUGAAGACGCUGCCAGCAUUCUAAAGUUUGUUAACACAGCUUCAGUGACAGAGCUAGCUUCGACAAGACAUGUCUCCUCUUAUAUCGCGAGGCAUAUCUCAUCACACAGAGAAGAGCACGGGCCCUUUGCUAGUGUAGCUGAUCUCCUGCAAGUGCCCGGUAUUGGAACACAACGGUUACAGACAAUCUGCAGGGGAAUAAUGAGGCCGCCAUUGGAAGUAGAUGUAGCAAAACGUGAUGGGUCAAAAAACGACAAAAUAGGAAUAGCUAAUAGUAGGAUAGAGGCAGUGAAAGAUGUAGUGGCAGUGGACAUUGGACUGAAACAUAUUAGUUGGGUUCACGUGAGCAAAGAUCGAUGGGUUGGGGAGUGGAGAUUGAAGGAUAUUGUUGGCAUUACAUCCGGCAAGUGGGACCCUCCAUCCUACCUUAAGAUCAUUACAGAGACAAUAAGUGAAAUGCCCAAGCCAGAUCUGUACGUCCUUCAGCAUAAAUCCUACAGUAAUGCCAACAAGUCAACCUUCCCGAUGUUUCUCUUCCAGCGGACUAUGGAAUGCAUGCUGUACACCUCCCUGAAUCAUGACUCGGCAGACACCGGUACCCUGCAUGCCAUCUCAAUACCCCAGUUGCAGAUCGGUCGUCACUUUAACCUGCAGGUUAGAGGGGUCCGGAUGAGUGGACAGGAAUUGGUCUCUAAUCUAAUCCGAGAGGGGGUCGACAGGGGGUCAGAAGGUCAUGACCCCUCAGUGCGGAUAGCUGAUGAGGAUGCAGAUAUUUUUCACAAUGCGACUAAACAUGAGAGGGAGCAUCUCUCGAACUGCUUGCUACAGGCAAUAGCCUUCUUUGACUUGAUGGUGGGCAAGACGUAAUUCAGCCGAGGAAACGCAUUUUUUUAAUAAUAGAAUAUCUGAUAUUUCAAUCCUUCAACAAACAGUGGUACAUACAUGUAUGCAUCGACACAAAGAGGUUAACUAAGACAAACCUUAUCAUUGCAAAAAGUAUUUUGGGUUGAACUAGGAAAAAUUUACUAACUAGAGCAAGUUUUUAAUCUGCCACUUUGAGAUUAAUAUGCAGGCGCUCCACCAACUUAGCCAUGUAUCCCGAAUAUUGGCGGUCUUCCCAUUUUGACAAUACCUUUGUUCAUGGGAUGCCAGGCAUAAGCCAUUCAACUUGUAACUGCUGUGUAGCCAGGGAUCACACUCAACUUUACGAUACAACCUGGGAAGCAGCAGGAGAGGGAACACGUUGUGAUCAGUCACAUGUCACUCCUGUAACAUCUCUGGAGCGCUGGCUUGUUAAUUUGGAAGUCGCAGGUUCAACUCAUGCACUAGUCAAAUUUUCUUUGUUUAGCAGACAA